Molecule: messenger RNA, 1159 nt
Organism: Sphaeramia orbicularis (orbiculate cardinalfish)
Lineage: Eukaryota; Metazoa; Chordata; Actinopteri; Kurtiformes; Apogonidae
Gene: ubl4a
Product: ubiquitin like 4A
Exons: 4
Coding region: 151-627 (158 amino acids)
Biological process (GO): tail-anchored membrane protein insertion into ER membrane; post-translational protein targeting to endoplasmic reticulum membrane
Cellular component (GO): BAT3 complex
Molecular function (GO): protein-folding chaperone binding
Source: RefSeq, a predicted model, not a curated record
GCAACAGAAUCCGUAGAAGAAGAAGAUGGUCCGUCGUCAGAAGAAGUCUUGUGCCUAUUCUGAGAUAGCUAAGUGACAUUACUGGCUGGGUUGUGCUAUUUAAUCUUUAAACGUAUUGUUGUGUGUUGUUUUGUUAGCGGUAUAAUCAAAAUGAUCCUUACCGUAAAACCUCUUCAAGGUAAAGAAUGCAGCGUACAGGUGACUGAAGAUGAAAAGGUGUCCACAGUGAAAGAGCUUGUGUCAGAACGUCUCAACAUACCAGCAAAUCAACAGAGGUUACUCUACAAAGGCAAAGCACUUGCAGAUGAACACAGAUUGAGUGAUUAUUCCAUUGGGCCAGAGGCUAAACUGAAUCUAGUAAUCCGUCCGGUGGGUGAGAGGACCGGAGCCUCAGGAACAGCUGCCAGCAGCAGCAGUAGCAGCAGUGCACAACCAGGAGUAUGGCAGACUGUCUCUACUGUCCUUGCAAGACAUUUCAGUCCUGCAGACGCAGCUAAAGUCCAUGAGCAGCUUAUUAAGGACUAUGAACGUUCACUUCGACAACUUAGCCUUGAUGACAUUGAGCGCUUGGCUGGAAGACUGCUUCACCCUGACGGCGAAGGCAUGGACACAUCAUAUAUGGACUAAGAAUAAACACUCAGCUGGAAGUUGCUUUUUGUGAUGGUCUUUGGAAAGGUGCUCAGUGCUCGGAGAUGCAUACAGUGUUUAGAAAAAUACAGUAUCAUUUUUCUUGCAGAGAGCCCCUGGUGUGUGCUUAUUCAGUGGCUGGGUGAACAUGGAUAAUGCAGACUGUUGAUUAUCUCAGCUAUAGGGCUGUCUUAUCCAGGACCUGCAAGCUUGGAUAAGAAAAUCUGCCUCCUGAAUUGGUCCACGUCAUUGAUUAUGCAGUAAUGACACAAGACCUGAUGACUAUUUGAAUACAAAAGAACCCAUUUAUGCCGUUUGUUUCACAUGAUCUCCAGCUGCUGUUGCUCCCAAGGGAAACUAACUUCUACUGGAGUAUAUUUAUUAGUAAUGUCUGUGUUGGAUGAUGACUGGGUGUUUUCUGUUAACAAUAUGUGCAAAAGUUAAUACAUGUUUUAUCCCAUAACUAACUGAUGGUCAUUGUAUGAUUUGUAAAUAUCAUGUUUAUACAGACAUUAAAACACAAAAACAAAGA